ACUCAUUUUUGUUGCUAGCGAUUUGCGUUCCGUAGGAGGCAGGUCGGGAGUAAGCGAACUGGUGGGGCAGCAAGCAAGCAAGCAUGGAGCGACGUAGCUGCGAGGCGAACGACGGGCUGAAAGAUUUUAAAUCUUGAAUCUCCAGUCCCAAGUCCCACUCGCUAGUCAUCCCGCCCGCGACGAAAAGUAGCUUAGAAAAUCGAGAUGGCAUCAGCCAGGAUUGCUGAACAGCAAAUUCGCGAGACUCCUUGAUCUAGAGCACGCGUAAAUAAUAGGUAAAUAGCUUCGUACGCGAACGUCACGGCGAGCUCUGUUACAGCGUUCAGCGAUUUACGUCGUGGUUGUAUCACUUUCUGACUGCCUGUGGGUGUACCAGUAGUCUUAAAAAUAAGCCUUAAAGCCAACAUGUCCGCAACGGCCGUCCGCGUAGUUCCUUACAGCGUCGUCGUCGUGCCACCGUUCGAGUGCGCCUGAUUAACGGCUGACCCGUAAAUCGACUCAGGAGAGGGUUUAGAAGAGAGUCCCCAUGCCUGCGACGGCGGUCUGCGACGGCUGUUCGCAUGGCUCCUAACAGCGUCGUCUUCGUUCCCUUAUUCGAGUGCGCGUGGCUAAGCAGAUGUUUUUAGAACCAAUUCAGGAGAGGACUUCGAAGAAAUUCGCCAUGUCUGCGACGGCUGUCCGCGUCGCGCCCAACAGCGUCGUCGUCGUGCCGCCGUUCGAGUGCGCGUGGCUCGACGGUCCCGGUCUGCAGUUCCCGCGCGCGGGCCGCGGGUGCGUGAUUCUGGAGGUGCGCGGCGAGAACGACGCGACGGUGGUGAUUAAAGAUACCCGCGACGGCAGCAAGCACUAUCGGACGGACGCGGGGAGGAAUUACACGGUGGUGUUCGGGAGCCAUAGGAACCGGCGGCUUAAGCUAGAGGUCGAUGGGGUGGCCGUGGCGGAAACGACAAACUUUGAGUCGCUGCAAUCUGGUAUUGGCGGGGAGUUGGCCACGUGGAAGAAGAGGAUUGGAUCCAACAGCAGCAGCAGGAGCAGCCAGAUCAGCAGCUGUAGCAGCAACAGCCAUUCGUACUGCUCUUGCUACACAUGCAACAGCAAGGGCAGUUUCGCCAGCUCCCCCCACUUGCCGCUCCAAUCCGUCACUAAACUUGUAGGCUCUAAAGAUAGCCAUAAUCUAGAUCUGCAUGGCGGUGUAGAUACUGUAGAUGGCGGUGGGCCCCACAUGGCGAUCACCCCAUCGGAAUUCCGAGCCUUCUGGAUAAACGUGGUGGAUGGGCGGAUCGCGGUAGGCUUGGGUGCUGAGCCUGGCAGGCGCGUGGUGCUCUUGUAUGAGGACAAAAACCCGAACCUGGACGUGAGGUUCGUGGGGUUGAGCACGUGGGAUAAGCACGUUGGAUAUAGGAACAUCCGCGUAUUGCCACAUGUGAGAAUCCCAAGGUCUGUGUGGGAAAGUAUGGGUGGUGAGAACAGGGGAGGCUGCUUCACUCACGGCAUCAGAGCCAGCAGCAGCAGCAGUAGCAGCAAUAGCAGCAACGAUCGAAGCAGCAGCAGAUGGACCAUUAGCAGUGCCAGCAGCAGCACAGGCACCAGAGAUGGCGGCAGCAGCAGCAGCAAUAGGGACCUGGGUUGCGUCUCUCAGACUGAAGACAGCGUGAAAUCCGGCAGCAUAGGUAACAGUCUUAAGACUGGCAGCCGAGCCAAUCUUGACAGCACCAAUGGCUCGUCGCCACGUGGCUUCUGGGCGUCUCUGGUCAACUCGCAUGAAUUCUCGGAUAUUGUUUUCGCUGUUGGGGGGGAGGAGGGUGGUGGGGACGGUGUAGGUAGAGAGGGUAAAGGAGGAGGGGGGGGAAGGGGAGGAGGGGGAGGAGGGGGAGGUCUAGGAGCAAGUGCAGCAAGAGAAAGCCAGGCUGCUUCGAACGCAAGACCAAUAGGGACAUGCCAUGUGGCUGCCGACAGCGCAGCAGCACCAGGGAGUGUUGGCAGCACGGCCGCAAGGCCAACUUCUUCCCCCUCACCUGGUUUUGCACCUGCUGCUAUCUCUAGCCCGCCCGGCUUGUCUCCAUGUUGUCAGGCGCCUCAACGAUCUGCUCCUUCUCGCCCGCCCUGCCUGGUUCCCGCCCACCGAGUGGUGCUAGCAGCAGCGUGGGCGGGGUUUGAGGCCUUUUGCCAGCGCUCUGAGUCUGGGGGACGUGGUGUGGGUGUGGAGGAGAGACGAAGGGUACAGGGAGGCGAUGUGACUAUGACGGAAAGAAGAGUAGGUGGUUGUGGUGCGGUGGAGGGGGUGGAAGGCGAUGGCAGGGCGCCAGCAGCAGCAGCAGCAACAACCGCUUUUCCUCAACCCUCUGCGCCUGUUCAGCAGCAGCAGUUUCAAGAGUCCCCCGUGCAGCAGCAGCAGCAGCGGCAGCAGCAGCAGCAGAAGCGUGUGGAGGUCGUCUUGCCUCAUGUGGACCCUGGCCUCUUUUCGCUCCUCCUCACUUUCUACCACAUUGGCCGAGUUGAGGUUCCCCUCUCGGCCCUCCACCCCCUCCUCUCGCUUGCACACGAGUCAGGGGCACAAGAACUGGUGCAGUCGUGCCAAGCAGCACUUGAGGCGCAUAGCUCGGAUUCUGAGGCGCGUAAAACUCAACCAACUCAACCAGAUGCAUCUGGCACAGCCCCUGGCAGAUACGCUGCAUCUGGACCGAGUGCUCUGGGAUCCUCUGUUAUAGGACCCUCCGCGCCGGGUGUCUAUAGGGCUGUAUCCCAGGGGGGCGACUCUGCUCUUAGUGCUACUGUUGCCGAGAGGCUCAAGUCAAUCAAGUCAACCGACUCAGCCAGGUCAACGAGGUGUUCAAAGUCAACGCUGGUCAACGGGCUCGUGUGCCUCUGUUAUCCAGUAGCCAGGAGCCAAGAGGAGGGAGAGAGUGGCUUGAGGCAAGCCCAGGCGCGGCUUAGGAGUGGGGAUCAAUCUGCGCUGCUCUCCUCACAGGACCAAUGCUGGCAAGGGAUGCUUGGGAAGGAGGAGAGCUGGGGUUUGAGGGAAGGGGAUGGUGAAAGCUCAGGUGCAUGCUCAGGUAGGUUUUCAGGUGGUAACACAGAAGCAGGUGCAUCUGCAGGUGGAAGCACAAACACAGCCACAGCCACUGUUGCAACUGCAACUGCAAGUUCGAUCUCGGACAAGGGAGCAGCAGGCGUCCCACUCCAUGUCCUCUCGUCCGAGCGCCGCCUUUUUAGACACCUCCGUUGUGAUUGCUGCGGUGGUGGCAGCAGGUCGUCAGAGACUUCAGAGCCUUCAUUGGCUUCCACGGCUUCCAUGUUAACUCUAAGAGCCUCACCUGCCAGCAGCACUGCCAGCCACACUGCCAGCCACGCUGCCAGCUACAGCGGCAGCUACAGUGACGUGAGCGUGCAGGCGGCCCAGCACGGCAGCACGGUGUUUCGAGCGCACCGAGUGGUGCUCUGCGCCUGGAGCACUGCUUUCCACAAGAUGCUGACAAGUGGCAUGCGGGAGGCCACAUCACAUGAGAUUGUGAUCGGAGGUGCUUCUAACGAAGCCGUCGGCGCACUCCUGCACUUCUUCUAUACCGGAGAGCUUCCUACCCGCUCAUCACACUCACACCCGUUACAGUCACGCAUGGUGCACCCGUUACAAUCACGGUCAAUGUCUGCUGCAGCGUCCAAGAGCACUGAAAGCGUGCUUCUGUCUCUGCUGUGCCUGGCGGACCGCUUCUGCAUCCCGGCCCUGCAUCACGCUGUGAACCAACGGCUGCUCGCAUGUAUUGAUGAGGCUUCAGCAUUCGCCACCCUGCGGGUUGCUGCCUCUAUCCCAGGGGACACUUGCGCCCACCUGACAGCUGUCGCCGCCUCAUUGGCUGCUGCUCAGUUCGAGCGGUGUGUGGCUGCUGACAGGGAGGGGUUGAGGCUGCUGCCGGCUGCUGCUCUAACAGCUGUGCUGCAGAGCCCCUUCUUCUGGACGACCAACGAGGAGAGAGUGCUGGAUGCCGUGCUGACGUGGGCCAUGCAGCGAGCUGACGUCAGCACAUGGAAGGAGGCGGAGCGGGCUUUGGGGGAGGUGAUGGUGAGAGAGGAGAGGGAAGAAGGGGAGGAGGAGGGAGGGAAGGAGAGAAAGCCAGAGGAGGAGGAGGUGGGGAAGGAGGAGGGGAAGGAGGAGGCGGAGCGGGCUUUGGGGGAGAUGACGAUGAGAGAGGAGCGGGAGGAGAGGGAAGAAGGGGAGGGAUGGGAGGAGUGCAGAGGGGAAGAGAGGAGGGAGGAAAGGAGUACAGAUAGGGGGGAAGAGGAUAUUGCAAGGCACGCCCCUUGUACUAGUGGGUGCCACGAGGACUGUAGCACUGAUGAGGCGCUUUUGCAUUCUGAGCUGCUCAGUCGGCUACAGCUGGAGGGAGCCGAGCCUAUGCUACAGCCGCUAAGGGGGGAAGCAUUAUUGGAGGAAGAGGAGGACGAAGAGGAAGAGGAGGAAGAGGAGGACGAAGUUUCUGGGUUGCUGCAGCACGUGCAGUUCAUGUCCCUCCCAGACACCAUCCUAUUCAGGCUCAGAGACAGCCUGCUUGCCACGUGGCUUCCCACCAUUCGCCGAUCCGCCAUCAAGGAAAUUGUCCGCCGCAACCUGCACAGCCAAGCAGCCACAAGACCUCAAGCCUACCCUCCUACCCCACAAGGUCACUCCAGCCCCUUCUCUGGCUCACCACUCUCCACCGCACGGGACCACUGCUAUCCACCUUUUCCAUCGGAGACAAGUCAUGGGUUUUCUCCCCCACCACACAGCCAGGGUUUAAUUCUCCCCGUCCACAGCUCCCACCAGCCAUCCGAUUCCAUCCAGUUAGAUCUUGGCCGUCGGAUCGUCCGGUUCACCUCCCCUGACCUCCCGCCCCGAGCCUGGCCGUCAGGCUCGGUGGGUGCUGUGCCGCGGGCCUGGUCCCUUGAAAGCAGUGGACGGGAGAGAGGGGGCCGGCAUGAUAAGGACCGUUCGAAGGAAUGGGGGCGUAUUGAGAAGGGAGCAGAGGGAUGGGCGCGGGAGGGGACGAGAGUGAAGGGAGGGGGGCGAGAUGAAGGGAGGGAGAAGCGGGAAGCGCAGAUGGGAUUGACGGGAGGGGCUCGUGCGUGUGCUUGUCAGGCUCAAGCGGAUCUUGAAACGUUUGAGGAUAGGAUGCACGUGUGUGCAGAUGAUAGGGAUGCCAGUUGCACGGCGAGAGGGAGGGAGGCUCAACCGCACACACGUGCAGCAGGACAAGAGGCCGAGGCUCGAGAAUCAGCAACCAGGGAAGGUCCUGACAAGGGAGGUAUUGGUCAAUACGGCGCGUCUACACAGGUUACUGCGCUUGCAGGAGGGGGUUUUGUGCCGGCGCUGGGGCACGGGCGAGGAGAGAGACGUGAAGCUGGAUUGCGUGGAGUGGAGGAAGGAGGGGUGGGGCAGAGAGGGGGAAGGGCGGCGUCUUAUGGCGGAGGUGGUUGUGCGCGGUUGAGGGAGGGGGAUAGAGAGCGAGUGAUUUUUGAGUCGACUCAAAAAUCGUCUAAUGGCGGAGGUGGUUGUGCGCGGUUGAGGGAGGGGGAUACAGAGCGAGUGGGAGAGGGAAGGCGGACGGAAGGGGGGGAGGGAUGGGGAAGGGCAGCAGGGGAAGGGAACGGCGUGGAGGGAGGGGAGGAGCGGGUACUGAAGAGAAGAGGGGAAGGAGAAUCGGGGGAAGUGCAAAGGCCGAAGGGGAGGGAGGCAACAGAGAGUGGAUGGAAGGGGAUGGGGAGCACAGGGAGAAGAUUUCUGGAGGCAGAAGUAUUGGAGGCAUGCGGACGCAUGGAGGCAAGUGGGAGUGGGCGAAGGCGAGUGGAGGGUGCCACAGUGGACGAAUCAAUGCGACCGUCUGGUCAGCUUUCGGUUCGCGUGACUCAGGCGCCGCCCGACCAGGUUUCUGGGUUUAGGAUUUCUGCGACUGCAGAUGACAGUAUGGGAGGGGGUGGAGCAGAAGAUAGAGAAGCAGCUGCAGGCGGGAGCGAGGAGAGGGGGGAGCGGGGCGGUAUGGGAGUGGGUGCGAGGCGGACAAACCACGACAGAGCAGCAGCAGCUGCUGCAAGGGGGGAGGAGGAGGGGGAGAAGCGGGUCAAUAAGAAGGGGGAGCACGAGAGAGCGGCAGCAGCUGCUGCAUUUGUUGCUGCAGCAAGGAAAAGAGCAGCGGAUUCUCCUGCUCCCUUGAUGAAAGGGUCGCCGCCCUUGCUGCUGGCGCCAGGUUUAACCAACCCCCGCGUCCUUCAGUACAUGCACGACGGGGAUAAGAACGGCGUGUGUUACCAUGCCGGGACGUCCUACGGGCGGCACCCUUGGAUGAAUCCGGUGCUGCUGGGGACCCUCUCAGUGGCAGCCAGCAGCCCUCCCUCUCGCUACACCGAUAGCAAGCUCAUUGUGUCAGGGGAUUAUGUGAGCUCGUCCUUUGCUGGGCCUCGUGUGGAGGGCGGUCGCAUGACUGCAUGGUGGCGGAUCGACCUGGGGGAGAAGCACAAGCUCCUCUGCAACUUCUACACAGUCCGGCAGGACGGCAGCCCCAACUACAUGCGCUCCUGGUGCCUUGAGGCUUCCAACAACGGAUCUGAUUGGACAAACCUCCGGCUCCACUCAGAUGACACCUCCCUGUGCCGCCCGGGGCAGUAUGCGUCCUGGCCAGUCGACACCUGUGCCAGACCAACUGCUAAACCGUGCAAUGUGAUUGGUCCGGCUAGAUUCUUCCGGAUUCGCCUUGUGGGCCCCACAAGUGCAAAGCAGAACGCUUGGAACCUGUGCCUGUGUGGCAUCGAGCUGUAUGGAUUCUUCUUCUGAUGUCACAUGGAAUGUGUACAGUACGUACUCUCUCGAGUACAGUACAGUGCUAAUGCUGGUUCUUUCAAAGCUACUCAAGGUCAUUCGCACACGC
Closterium sp. NIES-67 is the source of this 6893-nucleotide messenger RNA. The record is from the annotation of a GenBank genome assembly. NCBI's taxonomy places the organism in Eukaryota, Viridiplantae, Streptophyta, Zygnematophyceae, Desmidiales, Closteriaceae.